Molecule: messenger RNA, 1292 nt
Organism: Amoebophrya sp. A120
Lineage: Eukaryota; Dinophyceae; Syndiniales; Amoebophryaceae
Source: the annotation of a GenBank genome assembly
GUUAACCUUGUUAGUUCUACAUGCAUGGGCCGAAUUUUCCGCGUUGCAACUACAGGCCGUUUAUGUUUCAUCUCAUAUGUUGGCGUUGCGGCCCUUGGUCACAUUAUUCCAAGUUAUCUGACGCUUUCCGACUGUCAAUGCGUUCACACUUGUACUAAGCGGAAAUUUUCCGGAAGCUGGAAAAUUGAAAAAAGUCCCUCCCUUUCGCAGUGGCUCCCAUCAUGGAAGCGAAUUCUGGCGCGCAUUUUCUAGGCAGCCAAGCAAAACCGGCGCUUUCCCCAGAAAUUUGGGGGCCGGACUUGGGGCCCUUUGGGAUGACUCGCGCCCAGCUGUAUCCGGCGUUUUUUGAGCGCAAAACCAAGAAGGCGAAAAAAGCGCGGCCAAGCAUGGGCGCGGCUUAUGGUGCGCCCCCCGCCCCUAUUUCAGUUCAUUUUGGAGCGCAAAGCCGAAGGCUUCCCGGUGUGCUUAAAAGCUGCACAAAAUCGGGGGCGUGCCGUGGUGUUUCGAGCCGCGAAAGGCGCCAGGGGGCAAAAAGUCGCAUCUUUUUGGCCCCGAGUGGCCGGGUCCGGGGCCGCCCCUCCCCCCCUCCCCGGGGGCCCGGGCCGGCGUUUUCCGAAAAAAUUCAAUCAGCAUGCUAUGGACCCGAUUUUUGCCCUUUUCCGGGGCCCCCCGGAAAGCCCCUCCGGACCCCCUCUGGCCCGGGUCCUUUCCGGCUUUUCCGAAAAAAUUCAAGACGAUGGGUAUCCGUUGAUUUUCCGUCCAAUCACGGUGGGAGUACGAAGAAGGUGCGUGAAUUGAACCCCCAGGCAAUAUCUUUGUCCUCACGCUCCCACAAUAGUUGGGCGAAAUAUGAGGGACUUCGGGUCGUUGUGGGCCUUGUUCAACAGCCGCACGCGGACCCUCCUCGAUUCGCGACAGCUCUGAUAUUGUGGCACGCUGAGCAUCUGUGAGUGAGGAUCUUUGAAGGGACCCGAUUGCGCGUUUGAUUGAGCAGGAGCAGGAACAUUCGCGCAGCGACCCGCCGAGCAGCCGCCUCUUCUCGACGUCGUGCUCGCCACGUCGUCUUCAAAAGGGCAGAACUUUUUUCAAUUUUCCGGCUUCCGGGAAAUUUCCACUUAGUAACUUGCGCAUCUCAUUCACUGAAAAUUUUUCUGGCAGGACGACAACUCAUUCCAAUUUGAAAAUAUGAUGUUUCCGCGGACUAAAAACUCACUCUUAUCGAUUUUCAUUGAUUUGCUGACUGAGUCUUGUAUGUGUUCAAACAAAUGGAAACUCAUGUUUAUUGUUGUGGC